Messenger RNA from Vigna radiata var. radiata (mung bean), 3739 nucleotides. Its product is annotated as pentatricopeptide repeat-containing protein At4g02750. Bases 231 to 2480 code for a protein of 749 amino acids. NCBI's taxonomy places the organism in Eukaryota, Viridiplantae, Streptophyta, Magnoliopsida, Fabales, Fabaceae. Gene Ontology annotation, biological process: RNA modification. The transcript is spliced from 6 exons. Gene Ontology annotation, molecular function: RNA binding; protein binding. The record is from RefSeq and is a predicted model, not a curated record.
AAUACGAGAAAUGGUUGCAUAUAAAACUUUAAUAGAUGUCAACAACAUAAUGGAUUGAAGAAAGAUGCUAAAUUAUCACCACUCCAAGCAAGUAAGUAUGCAUAAAUUCUCUCCCUUGAAACAUUACCAAAAAGAAAAUAUAACGGUGAUUAUACUAAACUGCACCUGCACGUCGGUUUGGAAUUCCAUCUCCCCGUUGUCAGCGAGAUUAUUUUAAGACACCGGCUGCUAUGAUGAAACUUAAGCAUGGGAUUAGAGCGAUAGGUGAAGCGGGAAAUCAUGUUAUUAGCCGUAAUCUGCAGAUUAUUCGUCUUGGGAAACUGGGAAAAGUUGAAGACGCUAUCAGAAUAUUCUCUAACAUGACCCACAAAAAUCUUGUAACAUACAAUUCCAUGGUAUCCCUUUUAGCCAAAAAUGCUAGAAUUAGUGAUGCUAGACGAUUGUUUGACAAAAUGUCUCCAAAAAACAUUGUUUCUUGGAACUCCAUGAUUGCUGGAUAUCUUCACAACAACAUGGUUGAAGAAGCCACUAAGCUGUUUGAUGCAAUGCCUGAAAGAGACAAUUUUUCGUGGGCUUUGAUGAUAACUUGCUAUACACGAAAAGGGGAUCUUGAUAAGGCUAGAGAAUUGCUUGAGUUGGUUCCUGAUAAGUUGAACACUGCAUGUUGGAAUGCAAUGAUAGCUGGUUAUGCAAAGAAGGGCAAGUUCAAUGAUGCUGAGAAAGUGUUUGACCAGAUGCCGACAAAGGAUUUGGUUUCUUACAACUCAAUGUUGGCUGGGUAUACACAAAAUGGGAACAUGCUUUUAGCAUUACAAUUUUUUGAGAAGAUGGCCAAGAGGAACGUGGUCUCGUGGAAUUUGAUGGUGGCUGGAUAUGUUAACAGUGGUGACCUUAGUUCUGCUUGGCAAUUGUUUGAAAAUAUUCCAAAUCCUAAUGUUGUCUCUUGGGUUACAAUGCUGUGUGGGUUUGCACGAUACGGAAAGAUUAUAGAAGCUAGAAGACUUUUUGACAAGAUUCCCAGAAAGAAUGCGGUUUCUUGGAAUGCAAUGAUUGCAGCCUAUGUCCAGGAGAUACAAAUUGAUGAAGCUGUGAAGCUGUUCAAGAAAAUGCAGCACAAAGAUAGAGUCUCAUGGACUACAAUAAUUAAUGGGUACAUUCGAGUUGGUAAGCUUGAUGAAGCACGUGAUGUUUACAAUCAGAUGCCUUACAAAGACAUUGGAGCGAAAACGGCAUUGAUGUCUGGAUUGAUACAAGAUGGAAGGAUUGACGAGGCUAAUAAAAUGUUUAGUCAAAUUCAUGCACGUGAUGCUGUUUGUUGGAACAACAUGAUUGCAGGCUAUUCCCAGAGUGGAAGAAUGGAUGAAGCUCUCAAUUUAUUUAGACAAAUGCCGAUUAAGAAUGUUGUUUCAUGGAAUACUAUGAUUUCUGGAUAUGCGCAGGCAGGACAAAUGGAUAGAGCAACAGAGAUUUUCCAGGCCAUGGGGGAAAAAAAUUUAGUUUCGUGGAAUUCUCUUAUUGCUGGUUUCCUACAAAAUAAUCUAUACUCCGAUGCACUUAAGUGUUUGGUUAUGAUGGAGCAGGAGGGAAAGAAACCCGAUCAAUCAACUUUAGCAAGUGGCUUAAGUGCAUGUGCUAAUCUUGCUGCUUUGCAGGUAGGCAAGCAACUUCACGAUUACAUUCUGAAGAGCGGUUAUGUGAAUGAUUUAUCUGUCAACAAUGCCCUGAUCACUAUGUACGCAAAAUGUGGAAGUAUAAAAAAUGCUGAACAAGUUUUCGGAGACAUUGAUUGUAUCGAUCUUAUAUCUUGGAAUUCCUUAAUUUCGGGUUAUGCUUUGAAUGGAUACGCAAAUAAGGCAUUUGAAGCCUUUGGCAAGAUGUUAUCACAGAGAGUGGUUCCAGACGAGGUUACUUUUGUUGGAAUGUUGUCUGCAUGUAGUCAUGUUGGUUUAGCGACCAAGGGUUUGGAUAUUUUUAAAUGUAUGAUUGAAGAUUUUGCUAUUGAACCCUUGGCAGAACACUACAGCUGCCUUGUUGACUUGUUUGGUCGCGUGGGUAGACUAGAGGAAGCCUUCAACAUUGUGAGGGAGAUGAAGGUGAAGGCAAAUGCUGGAUUAUGGGGUUCAUUGCUUGGGGCUAGUCGUAUACACAAAAACUUGGAACUUGGCAUAUUUGCCGCCCAGAGACUCUUCGAAUUCGAGCCUGAUAAUGCCUCCAAUUACGUUACCCUGUCAAACAUGCUUGCCGAGGCUGGUAGAUGGAAAGAGGUCGAAAGACUAAGGAUCCUGAUGAGGGACAAAAGAGCUGCAAAGCAACCUGGUUGCAGCUGGAUUGAAGUUCAAAAUCAGAUACAACAUUUUUUGUCACAUGAUCUAGCAAAGCUGAGACAUGAAAAUAUUCAGAUUAUAGUGAAUACUUUAGCUGCACACAUGAGGGACAAAUGUAACAUAUCUGACAUGGAAUCAGCCUGUGACAUUCUAUGAUUGGAGGUCUUGAUAUAUGUGAUGAUCACUAUGACACACCCGAGCAUUGUCUGUUUCAUGAUCUUGACACUGUUUUCUGGUGAUUUCCACAAUCCUAUAUUUACUCUGGAUCAAGGGCUCCCAGAUAACCACGGCAGAAUAUAUGGAUCAGCUGCAUAUGAUUAAUUUUGAACAGCGAUGGAAAAAGGCAACUAAGUGGAAAGAGUUUCCAAUCCUUUUCAAAAAAAUCCUCUCAAUGGCAUAAUGAUGCUUUUUAAUAAGAAGAGAACACAUCUCAUGGAUAUCAAGUCCUUCCGUUACCACUUCAAAGGAUAAUUUUACAGUUGUUCCAGAAGAUGACCCUUUAGUAUGGGUUUGUAGUGAAGAUGAUCCUGAAAACUGGCAUGUUCACGUUGGGCAAUGCAAAUCUUCCGCUCCAUUGACUCGGGGUUCCUCAAAGGAUUUUCCAAACAUGUUGAUGUUCCUCUGUCCCAGAAUCUUAUGUGUGCUAAAAUAUUUGGUCUUAGAAGAAACUGUUCAAACAGCGUACAUUCAAGCGAUCAGAUCUGCCCAACACUUUAUUUAUAUUGAAAACCAAUACUUCAUUCGAUCAUCAUAUGCAUGGCCAUAAAGAUGAAGGGGUUGAAAAUCUCAUCCCAAUGUUGUUGGCACUGAAAAUUACUAGUAAAAUCAGAGCUGAGGAAAGAUUUGCUGUUUAUGUUGUUUCACCAAUGUGGCCAGGAGGCGAUCCUAAAACUGGGGCUAUGCAAGAAAUCCUCUUUUGGCAGGUAUCAGAUUGUGUGUAUUCUUUUGAAUUUUAUUUUCAGAUGGUGGAAAUAUACAACUAAUGAAUAUUAAGGAUUCUGGUUCUCUAAGUAGUGUAAUUGUUGGUGAGCAAAUUAAGGGAGUGAGUUCUCACAAAUUCUGAUUGGAACCAGAAUAGGAAUGACAAAACAAGAGUAAUAUUAAUAAUUUAUUAGAACUAUAUCAGAGGUAUAAACCUUUGUCAAAUAAAGGGAAGAGACAUUUUAUUAGAUAAUAUCUUUUUUCCUUGUUAGUACUCCAAUAGUAGAUGAUAUUUUUACACUAACAGUUUGUUCUUUAGCCUUAUCAGAUUAAGUUGCUUAACACUGAUUCCAAAUUGAUUUAUAAUCAUUGAGACGCAGAUAAAUAAUGAAUGAUAUGUUUAACAUUAGAAAAGUCAUGGUCUUUGAUUUAUUAAUGUGUAAAUAUCGUAGAAGAUUGAAACACUGAUUAUUAUAUUUCUGAAUAAUGUUUAU